This is a messenger RNA of Plutella xylostella (diamondback moth), 1388 nucleotides long. Its product is annotated as putative odorant receptor 92a. Gene Ontology annotation, cellular component: plasma membrane. Gene Ontology annotation, biological process: sensory perception of smell; detection of chemical stimulus involved in sensory perception of smell. Gene Ontology annotation, molecular function: odorant binding; olfactory receptor activity. Lineage: Eukaryota; Metazoa; Arthropoda; Insecta; Lepidoptera; Plutellidae. The record is from RefSeq and is a predicted model, not a curated record.
UCACCUCUAAUCAUUGUCCGCAACCAACACAACGUAUCAUUGCUAUUACUUUACUAUUACAAACAUGUCAGCAACGGAAAAGUUCGACCAUUCUCUCUACAGAACAAAAAUGGCCCUUCUAGCUUCGGGCAUCAAAUUCAGUGAAGGCAACAUGAAUAAAUUCCUAGACCACAUCAUCAACUAUUGGUUGUUCUACUUCAACUGUUUCUGGCUCUACAUGGAUGUGAUUGGCGAGCUGAUCUGGACUUACGAGGGUAUUCAGGAAGGACGAAGCUUUGAAGAAAUCUCCGUUAUGGCUCCAUGUAUCACCGUCUGCCUUCUGGCUACAGCUAAAUCUAUGCCUUUGUACUUACAAAGGGGCAUACUGACCAAUGUAGUUAAGGAACUGAGGGAAAUACAUCCUGAUACUGAUGGAGAUGAAAGCGAAGACGAUGAUGGAGAGAGAAGGAAUGAUGAGGACGUCGUUGUGUUAGAGCGAGACAUAGCAAAAGCGGCGAUCAAGCAUUUUGAUUCUAUCAUGCAGUUGUUUCUGUUCCUGUGUGUGUCUGUGUUCACCUUCUUUUGUUUGUUGCCUCUACUACUGAUGGUGUAUCAGCGGUAUACCACUGGUGUUGCAGAAGUACAGUUUCCAUUUUCUGUGAAGUACUUUUUUGAUAUCGAUGUGAACAGCUCUUCGAUCUGGCCGAUUGUGUAUUUCCAUCAAGUUGUGUCAACCCUGAUAGUCUCCCUCAACGUCUAUGGCUCUGACUCUCUAUUCUACGCGUGCUGCAACUUCAUCCAGAUGCAUUUCCGUAUCCUGCAGUGUCAGAUCGAGUUCCUGAUCGGGAGACAGUGGGGUCCCAGCGACAGUCACACCUUGAAUGAGAAGUUCAAAGGAAUUGUGAGAAGGCAUCAGGGUUUGACUGAGAUCGUCAGACAGCUGGAGUUUUUGUACUCAUACUCAUCACUGUUUAACUUUGUGACAAGUAGCUUUUUGAUUUGUCUGAGCGGGUUCAUUGUUACGACGUCAAAAGAAACACGGCUGGUGCUGUGCUUUGUGACGUUCCUGUUCAUGAGUCUCGCACAAAUAUCCAUAUUUUGCUAUGGAGGAGAUCUUAUUAUGCAGUCCAGCAAGGACGUGUCGGCGGCGGUGUACCGCAGCCGCUGGUUCGUGGCCGACGAGAGGCUGAAGCGGAGCAUGUUCAUCGUGCUGGCAAGGGCUCAGAGGCCGUGUAAACUGACGGCUGCCAAUUUUGCAGAUCUGAACUUGAGCGCUUUUGCAACGGUAUUACGCCGUUCCUGGUCAUAUUUCGCUCUAUUAAAAACAAUGAAUGACCAAUGAAUUUUAUCAACUUAAUAUGUAUACAUGAAAAUAUACUUGUAGCAUGAAAUAAAGUCAUCAAGAUAGA